CUGGAACUCAUUGACCUGAGCGUACUUCCAAUCACUUGCAUUUUGCGAGCCAAGAGAUAGACCACCACCGCCAACUUGCCUACUACCCUCUUCAUCCUCUCUUCUCACCUGCCUCGACUCACGCUUCGCCCCGAUGCCGCGAGGAGAUGAAGAUGCAGCGGCGCAACGCAUCGUCGUGCCAUCAGACGAUCCAGUCGCAAAGAAGAAGAAGGACGACGAUGUCGACGUCAAGGACAACAAGGACAAGGCAAACGGCCGCAUAGGUAAAGAUGGCAAGCCAAUCAAGGAGGAGGAGAUCAGCGAAGAGGACUUGCAACUCAAGAACGAGCUCGAAAUGCUCGUCGAGAGGCUAGGCGAGGGAGACAAGAAGCUCUACAAGCCAGCCCUCGAGUCGUUGCGUACCUUGAUCAGGACCAGCACUUCAUCCAUGACUUCUGUACCCAAGCCACUGAAAUUCCUACGACCACACUACAAUGACCUCAAGAAGACGCUCGAGUCUUGGCCCUCCCAAUCUGUCCCCGCCGCAGACCAGUCUCUCUUCGCAGAGAUCUUGUCCGUCUUGGCAAUGACGUACGCCGACAAUGGCAAUAGAGAAACGCUCAAGUAUCGUCUACAGGCGUCACAUGUAGGUGGCAAACAGGCAGAGGACCCGGGAUUGUGGGGCAACGAGUAUGUUCGCCACCUCGCGGCAGAGAUUGGCGAGGAGUAUAACGCUCGGGUCGACGAUGACAAGGAGACGAGCGAGUUGGUGCAGCUUGGUCUGCUCCUUGUCCCCUUUUCGCUAAAGCACAACGCAGAGGCCGAUGCAGUCGAUCUGCUCCUUGAACUCGAGAGCAUCGAAAAGCUGCCGCCAUACGUCGAGCAAGAGACAUUUGCCAGAGUCUGCCUCUACAUGGUUUCCUGCUCCAAUCUCCUCGUACCGCCAGACGAUGUCACCUUCCUCCGCACAGCCCAUGAAAUCUACCGCAAGCACAAUCGCUUUUCCGAAGCUCUGGUCCUCGCCCUUCGCCUCGGGGAUCGUGAGCUGAUCCGCUCAGACUUCGAGGCCCCCCGCAAUCCCGUCAUGAAGAAGCAGCUUGCACUCCUCCUCGGUCGCCAGCAGGUGCCGAUCGAGUGGCUCCAAGCCAGCGAAGACGAGCCGCUGCAAGAUCAGGAGCUCAUCGACUGCAUCUUCAACACCAAGCUCUCUGAGAACUUCAUCCAAUUUGGCAAAGAGCUCAGCGUCUACGAGCCUCGCAGCCUUGAGGACAUCUACAAGAGCCAUCUCGAGAGUGGACGACAGCUUCUUGGCCCCUCGGUGGACUCGGCGAGGGGCAAUCUGGCCAGCGCCUUCGUCAAUGCUUUCGUCAAUGCCGGCUUUGGCAAUGACAAGUUGAUGGUCGACGCCGAGGAGGGCAAGAGCUGGAUCUGGAAGACCAAGGACCACGGACAACUGAGCGCUACAGGCAGCUUGGGCAUGAGCUUGCUUUGGGACACCGAGGGUGGAUUGGGACACAUCGACAAGUACUCCUACUCGGACAAUGAACACGUCCGCGCGGGUGCUCUCCUCGCAUACGGCAUCCUCCAUGCCAGCGUCCGAACAGAAAUGGAUGCAGCACUCGCGCUUCUCUCGGAGCACGUCGAGUCCUCGAACCAGCAGGCCAAGAUCUCCGCCAUCGUUGGUCUCGGGAUCGCCUAUGCGGGAUCACAGCGCGAGGACAUCAUGGCUCUCCUCAUUGGGCCCAUCGCAGACGAGACGGUCCCCAUGGAGGUCGCCAGCAUGGCCGCCCUCGCCCUUGGCUUCAUCUUCGUUGGGUCCGCCCAUGGAGAGAUCACCCCGACGAUUCUCCAAUCAAUGAUGGAGCGGGAACCCUCUCACUUGGACCAUCGUUCUGCCCGUUUCAUGAUCUUGGGACUUGCCCUGCUCUUCUUGCAGAAACAGGACGAGAGCGACGCCACGAUUGAGACGCUCAAGGCCAUCGAGCACCCCUUGGCGAAGCAGGCACAGGUGCUUGUUGACGCAUGCUCGUAUGCGGGCAAUGGAGAUGUGCUGAAGAUUCAGCAGAUGCUGCAUCAUUGUACAGAGCAUAUUGGAGUGGACGAGGACAAGAAGGACAAGAAGGAGGGAGAGGACGGAGCGGGCGCAGACGCAGCAGCGGGCGCAAACGGUGAGCAGGCCAACGCGGAAGAGAAGGAUGCCACUCCAUCAAGCGACACCUUCCAAGGCUUUGCGGUUCUAGGCAUCGGGCUCAUCGCCAUGGGUGAGGAAGUAGGCGCAGAAAUGGUCCUCCGCCACAUGUCCCACCUCAUGCACUACGGCGAGCCCGUGAUCCGUCGCGCCGUCCCCCUCGCGUUGGCUCUCCUUCAACCCUCGAAUCCGCAAAUGGCUUUGCUCGACACCCUCUCGAAGUACUCUCACGAUUCGGAUCUCGAUGUGGCUAUCAACAGCAUCUUUGCGCUGGGCAUUGUGGCCGCAGGAACCAACAACGCGCGUGUGGGUCAGCUGCUUCGCGGACUCGCCUCGUAUUACCACAAGGAGCCAGACACUCUCUUCGUGGUGCGCAUCGCACAGGGUCUCGUAGGCAUGGGCAAGGGCACGAUCAACCUCAACCCUUUCCACUCCGACCGACAACUUAUGUCGCGCACCUCCGUCGCUGGGCUGCUCGCCACCUUGAUGGCCUUUACCGAUUCGCGCGGCACCAUCCUCGACAAGGGCCACUGGAUGCUCUACUUCCUUGCAAACGCAAUGUGGCCCCGCUGGAUCGUUACCGUCGACGAAGAGCUGAAUAGACUUCCCGUCGCCGUGCGAGUGGGCAAGGCGGUGGACGUCGUAGGGCAGGCCGGGAAGCCGAGGACGAUCAGUGGAUUCCAGACGCAUACCGCGCCUGUGAGGCUCGGAACCAUUGAGCGGGCGGAGCUGGCUAGCGAGGAGUAUCUGGCCUUUUCACAUAUCCUGGAGGGAAUCGUCGUGCUGAGAAAGAAUCCGGGGUACUCGAAGGAGGAGUGAGUCUGGAGAGAGAGGAUAGGGAUUAGGGACGAGAUGAAGAGAGUAAUGCAUCAUGAUGACCGUAAACUCGAGCUUGAGGGCAGCAGAUUGUGAUGGCCGUCUCUCGUUGCAGGAGGGCACGCUUGGCGGAAGUAGAGGGGAGAAAAAAGAUUUAAUUGGCCCGCACUCGAGCAAAGAAGGACGUACCCGCUGCUAGGGAAGCAACAUUCUCAGCGCUGUGUAACGUCUGCUCAGGCAGGGUAGAAGCGACAGGUGAUGAGAUAACGACGAUGAAGGUGGGAAUCGCUGAUUGCG
Messenger RNA from Jaminaea rosea, 3280 nucleotides. Its product is annotated as putative RPN1-26S proteasome regulatory subunit. NCBI's taxonomy places the organism in Eukaryota, Fungi, Basidiomycota, Exobasidiomycetes, Microstromatales. Gene Ontology annotation, molecular function: enzyme regulator activity. Gene Ontology annotation, biological process: regulation of protein catabolic process; proteasome-mediated ubiquitin-dependent protein catabolic process. Bases 134 to 2986 code for a protein of 950 amino acids. The transcript is spliced from 2 exons. The record is from RefSeq and is a predicted model, not a curated record. Gene Ontology annotation, cellular component: proteasome complex; proteasome storage granule; proteasome regulatory particle, base subcomplex.